Messenger RNA from Penicillium daleae, 739 nucleotides. RefSeq lists its product as uncharacterized. Gene Ontology annotation, biological process: carbohydrate metabolic process. NCBI's taxonomy places the organism in Eukaryota, Fungi, Ascomycota, Eurotiomycetes, Eurotiales, Aspergillaceae. Bases 50 to 739 code for a protein of 229 amino acids. The record is from RefSeq and is a predicted model, not a curated record. Gene Ontology annotation, molecular function: hexosyltransferase activity. The transcript is spliced from 3 exons.
UCUCGAGAAAAUCCUCUUGAGCAAGCAGCCCAAGGGGCACACAGUCCAAAUGGAAGAAGAAACAUGUCCGAUCGGUCUCAACAUUGUCAUUCAAGUUGUAGGUUCUCGUGGAGAUAUCCAACCAUUUAUUGUGAUAGGGAAGGCCCUAAAACAGUAUGGUCAUCGCGUCCGACUGGCAACACACUUGACGUUUAGAAAUCCAGUCAAGGAGAAUGGAUUGGACUUUUUCGAUAUUGGAGAACAUCCAGCAGAAAUAAUAACCUUCAUAGUGGAAAACACGGGACUUCUGCCUCAAUUCAAGACGAUCCGAAGCGGAGUUGUCAAUCGACGCCGACGCGACAUGGGAGACAUUAUCUAUGGCUAUGGGACGCAACUGCACCAAAUUCCGGAUAUUUUGGUGAAUGGUGUCGUCGGUUCCCGGGAACGGCUAUUUGUGGCGGGCGCAAUCAUUGCAAAUACCCCAAGUUUCGCUUAUAUUCACUAUGCGGAAAAGCUUAGGAUCUCGCUUACCAUAAUGUUCACAAUAUUUAGGAUGCCAUGGUCACCUACCCAGGCUUUCCCUCAUCCUCUAGCCUCCAUCAGAAAAUAUAAUACAAACCCCACGGUUGUUAAUGCUGUAUCCUAUGCCUUUGUAGACAUGAUCCACUGGCAGGGUCUCGGUGACAUAAUCAACAGAUUUCGCAGGAAAACCCUCAAAUUGGACACUUUGGAUGCUGCGCAAGCUCAAGGCAUGAUCUAA